Rosa rugosa (rugosa rose) is the source of this 710-nucleotide messenger RNA. Its product is annotated as protein HAPLESS 2-like. The transcript has 5 exons. NCBI's taxonomy places the organism in Eukaryota, Viridiplantae, Streptophyta, Magnoliopsida, Rosales, Rosaceae. The record is from RefSeq and is a predicted model, not a curated record. The coding region runs from base 1 to 465 and encodes 154 amino acids.
AUGUAUCAGCAAUAUUUGAGUUAUUUUUCACAAGGAAUUUCUAUCAUUUGGAUUCAUAUCAUUUCUGAUUGUUUGCAAAAUGCAGGGACUCAUUCGUUUUCCAUAGGAGUCACAGAAGUCAUUAAUACAAAUCUCUUGAUAGAACUAAGUGCUGAUGACGUAGAUUAUGUCUACCAAAGGAGUCCUGGGAAAAUCUUAAGCAUCAAUAUCCCAACAUUUGAGGCCCUUACUCAAUUUGGAACUGCUACAAUCACAGCAAAGAAUACUGGUGAAGUGGAAGCAUCCUAUUGCUUAACGUUUGAUUGCUCAAGUGAUGUCACCCUUAUGGAGGAGCAAUACUUCAUUAUGAAGCCAAAAGAAACGUUAACUCGAUCAUUCAAACUUUACCCAGGAACCGAUCAAGCUGCAAAAUACAUAUGUGCAGGUAUGAUCUGCCCAAGCCAUAGUGAUGAUAAAAUGGCCUAAAGUAGUCACGCUUGGACUCAUUUCUGGAUCUUGAAUGCAACUAUACUUAAGGACUCUAAUUAUAAUGAAGUGGAUAGAGCCGAGUGCCAAUUUUCUACGACGUCUACUGUCAUUGAUAAUGGAUCACAGGGUAAUCCCUUUAAGCCACCAAAGACAGGAACAACUGGUUUCUUUGACUCCAUUGAAAGCUUUUGGAACCAUGUGUGGAAGACUUUUAUAGAUUUCAUCACUGGAAAAUCUUGCAG